Lolium rigidum is the source of this 1473-nucleotide messenger RNA. RefSeq lists its product as uncharacterized. Gene Ontology annotation, molecular function: dipeptidyl-peptidase activity; serine-type aminopeptidase activity. The transcript is spliced from 11 exons. NCBI's taxonomy places the organism in Eukaryota, Viridiplantae, Streptophyta, Magnoliopsida, Poales, Poaceae. The record is from RefSeq and is a predicted model, not a curated record. Bases 1 to 1227 code for a protein of 408 amino acids.
AUGGACGGCACGGCGGGCGUCGCCAGCGGCGGCGGUGACGACGGCAGCUGCUCCGACCCCGAGGGAGUCGGCUACCACCCUUCGACACCUCGCCCCACCGCAAAUCCCAAGUACGUGUGCUUGCGAAGCCUCGUAGGCGCUACGUCGAGCAGUUCGAACGCGUCGCGUGAGGCCAUGGCGCCGAUCGCGCGGAAGGUGCUCGACGCCGGGGCGCGGCUCUGGGUGCCAGUCGCGAGCGACGGCAGCAGCAGUUCCGACACCGACGGAGGCGCGGGCUCCCCAUCCAGCCCCGCGUCAACUCUGCGCAAGCCUCUGCUCAGGGGUCCCAGGCCAGGCGCCAUGGGCUCCACGGCAGCUGCAGGGAUGCCGGGCUCCAAAUCCAGGCCGGGGACUGAGCUAGCAGUCACCACAAAUAGAGACAAAAAGGAUUCGGAAUAUGAGAAGAGACAAAAGACACUGGAUAUCAUUACUGAAGAUGGAGAAAACAAAGACCCCGAGGAUCAGAAAAGACAAAAGGUGGUUGCAGAGAUAUCAAACAAUGUGAAAGACAUAUCUGUGCAAUCAAGAGAGAUUGCCGACUGUUUGAAGUGUUUAUCUUCACAUGUUAAUCAGGAACUGGUCAUGGUAAGGGAUAGUAGAGAGAAAGAAUACAUGGAAGAUCAAGAGAGGCAAAAGGUUGUCGAACAGAUAUCAAGUGACAUGAAAGAUUUUGCUGCAACAUCUUGGGUCAUUGCUGAGCAUUUAGAGAGUUUAUCUUCAUGUGCUGAUGAGAUCCUCCAGAUAAAAAUUGAAGAGCGAGAGAAAAGGGAAACAGAAGAGAAGAGUCAGAAGGAGGCUGCUAAUUAUCUAAAGGAGUGUCAAAGCAUGUUGAGUGAUUUCGUAUUUUUCAUGCUGGCGUUUGUACCAUGGAUAUUGCACAAAAGUGAAGAAACACCUUCUCCAGAGUACUACUGCCUUACCUUCUCUGUUGGUGGAUUGGCUCUAUUUGGCAUGGGUGGUUAUGUGUUAUCACAUUUGGCACGUCGAAGUAAAUGGAUUAAGGCUGUGUACUGGAUCACUGGUAUAGCUGUCAUGGCUACAGUUCUGUUGGUGGUUUAUGUGUUGUUCGAAUUAAUCCCAUCAAGCUUUAAGCACAUGACGGCCAUAUUCUGGGUGUACUUAUGUUUGUAUCUGGGUGUCGGCGUGUUGCUGCUAGUGGCCUGGAUUCGUAACUUCUAUCAAGCCUAGACUUUUAUUAUCCGAAGAUGGAUCCAUGUUGAUAAUCUGUAUGUCGAAUACAAGUGAUGUAAGAUGUUUGCUGCACAUAUUUUAUUUUGAAGUGACCAUGCCAGGGCAAGAUGAUCUAUUUUGCUGACAAUAUCUGCUAGAUGUGAACUUUGGGGCGAGAAUACCACUCAUUGCAGAUACUGAAACUACACACCAUUGACCUGAUACCGCUGCUGAUGAUCUGUACAAGUGUGAGCAAGCUAGGGA